Misgurnus anguillicaudatus (oriental weatherfish) is the source of this 2088-nucleotide messenger RNA. RefSeq lists its product as uncharacterized. Lineage: Eukaryota; Metazoa; Chordata; Actinopteri; Cypriniformes; Cobitidae. The record is from RefSeq and is a predicted model, not a curated record.
UUUUACAAACACCUUCACUUAAUCUAAUUUUAUACCUAAAGGUAUGCGUCCAUCCAGCAUUAUGACCUUUGAACCAGGUUUGGAGCAUGGAGUCCCAUGGGGCCGUGACCUUUUCACUUUCGUGACCUCAGCAGCUGGUCACAUGAUGAGGACUUUGCAAAGGCCGCGCAAAAACAAGCCAUCGAAACGUCAAGUCAAUCAUCGCAGGUUUCUGCACAACAUGAUACACAGGAAAUUUGCUGAAAUAGAAGCAGCCAACCAUCAGCUGGCUUCUGCUAUUUUCUCAACGGACAAAUCCCAAAGUGUUAUAAGAGCCAAACCAUCUCACAAUGUGACCGAUGACGUAACAGACCAAUCAGACGAACGUUCAGAAAAAGGUAAAAUGCUUACAACUUGAUUUAAGUGCUUAUGUUUGUUGAGUCUAUUGAUGAUUACUUUGGGUUUCUGCAGAAAUUGACAAGUCUAUAAAUGCAGAUAAAACUGAAGCGCUUGUUGAACAACAAGAGGAUGAUGUGUGUGACCUCUGGACACUGGACAAUCUUAUGGAGACACAAGUGGCAGAUAGAGGUUUCUUACAGUGGAAGCCACUAAAUAACAGAGCAACCAAGUCUGAAAAGGUUUUGAAUCAAAUGGGAAUCAACCCUGAAAGCUCAAUGGGAAAUCACACAGAGUUAAGCUUUGAAAGGCAACAAGUCUCGACUGAUUUAGAAAGCUUGACACAAAUGACCAGCAGUCUUCUGGAGGACAGCGUGUCCAAUUGGUUCGAAAGUAUUGAAAGAAUGAGAACAAAUUCAAAACCAUUCAUCGCUAAAUGCUCUGAGCAAACCGGGAAUGACAUCCCAGACCUUUCUCCACCUUCUCCAGUGAUUUCACUGUUGUCGUUGGAUUCAUGUGAUCUGGAGAUCCAAAUGCUUAUCGAUGCUGACCAAACACAAGAUGGUCCCGUUGCAGAGAGUCUACAGAUGGAAAUGAUCGACAGCUUUGACUUACUGUAUUGUUCUGACAAUCAGGAAGAUCAGCAUUGCAUACAGAAUAACAGCUCUCUAAAUGCACCAUAUGAUACGGAAAACCUCACACGUUCUGCUGGUGGUUCUAGCACCCAAGAGUUUGAAUAUGACUCACAGAUAAUGACAAUGUUAGGAAACUCCGUGCCAAAUUUAGACCAGAAAAGUCAAGAAUUGAGUCUCAAUCAAGAUAGACUUCAAAGCCCGGUAAGCUAUUCAAUGAGUCAAAAUAACAUCCCAGAAGAUCACUAUAGGCAGCUUACACCGUGCAUGAUGACAAACAGAAAGGAGUCUGGCUACUUAGAAUCAACUUUGUCCGUCAGCAACCAAACAGUAUUGAAUUGUGUUGGUUCAAGCCACCAUACUUUCCCAGAGAUGGACUGUCAAUCAAAACAGAUUCCAUUCGACAACUGGGAACAGCGGUCUGGAGUGAGCACAUAUAAAAAUUAUUCACAAGGUCUAGAAACACCUCAGCAUCUUAUGUUGCAUGACACAAAUAUAAGAAAUGUAGAGAAAAACAUCAUAGAGAAUGACAGCAGGAUCGGGUCUUCAGGUUUUCAGUGCUCAAUAAUGGAUCGCUCUUGCUUUGAAGGCUUGAGUUAUGAUAAAAGAGAAUCCUGUUCUUACUCUAAAUUUAGAGCCAAUCAGAGCACUCAUAACUUUGAAGGCGUGGCUCGGUCGUUCCCUGCUAAAGUACACAAGACCCACCCAAAUCCAAUUCCAACUCCGCCUCUAGAUGAUGAUUGGUUGUUUAGUAAUAUAAUGGCAUGAAUAAUAAAUCUGGACAGGGAUUAAAUCACAUUUUUGACCCUGGACCCAAAACCAGUCAUAAGUAGCACAGGUGUAUUUGUAGCAAUGCCAAAAAUUAUUAGGAUAUUAAGUAAAGACCAUGUUGCUAGCAUAAAUAUAUCAAAAAUGUAUUUAUCAUUAGUAAUAUGUGUUGCUAAGGACUUCAUUUGGACAACUUUAAAGGUGAUUUUCCAGCCUGAUCUCACGAGAAUUCGUACAUAUUUUACAAGUUGGCUAAUUCGUAUGAAUUCAUACGAAGUUAAUCGUGCAAAAACGUACGAUUCUCAUGAAAAAA